AUGAGCUCUUCUUCUUCGUCCUGGUCAGCUCCACCGCCGUCCUACUUCCCGACCUAUGCGUUGGACCAAGCCUUCUGCGGCAUAGGAGCCGGUAUCGUCUCGACGCUAUGCAUGCAACCCCUCGAUCUGCUCAAGGUGCGAUUCCAAGUCGCCACCACCACCACCACCACCACCACCCCGUCGGCGCAUGUAGCUUCCCCCGCGCCCGGAGGACCAGGACCACCGGCAGGCGUGGUCGCGUCGAUGGCACGAGUCAAGACGAUGGCACGAGUCAAGACGAUGGCACGAGUCAAGACGAUGGCGAGAGCGAGUUGGGGGCAUCAGUCGAUCUGGAAUGGGUUGACCACGAUCGUCAAGGAACGUGGCGGGAUCAAGGGGUUGUACAGAGGAAUCACACCGAACCUAGUGGGCAAUGCAGCGAGUUGGGGCUUAUACUUCCUUUGGUCAGUCCCCAGGCGCGGCGCCGACGGAUCAUGCUCGGGCCACACAUGCAGGUGCACUGACAGCAAGUUUCCGUCCCGACAGGUACACCAUGUUGAAGAAUCGAGCGAUGGAGAAAUCACAGGCGGGCGGAGCGGCUACACUUUCCCCGGCGCAGCAUCUGUUGGCUUCGGCUGAAUCGGGUCAGUCACGUGAGAAGAGGAGAGCAGCGCGAUGGCCAUACCGAGCAAGGAGACGGACGACGAAGACUUCCAAGGCGAUCGUGCAACGCGCGCAUGGAAGAUUACUGACUUGAUUUCCGUUCGUCUGACCCUCGUCAUCAGGUGUCAUCACCGCGGUCAUGACCAAUCCUCUCUGGGUCGUCAAAACUCGCAUGUUCACCACCUCAGCCUCGCAGCAGACCGCUUACAAGGGUGUGAUCGGUACGUCAUCUCCAGUACAUGCCAAACGUAUGGGAGCUACAUACUUACUCCUCUUCCACUUUUUCACUCCUGCAUAGACGGCCUCUACCGCCUCGCAACGGAAGAAGGGGCCCGAGGUCUCGGCAAAGGUUUGGUCCUGGCCUUGAUCGGCGUCUCGAACGGCGCGAUUCAGUUCAUGACGUACGAAGAGUUGAAGGGGUGGAGGCAAGAGGUCAAGCGACGGAGAUUGGGACCGGGUGCUGACGAAAGCAAGAUCAAGGAACUGGUCAAUUUUCGCUCGCUCGUUAUGUAGUCGGAAAACCGCGGAGGCGUUCACCAUCUGACCCACUUUCAUCCUCUGUUCGACAGACCAACACGGAAUACAUACUCAUGUCCGGAUCCGCCAAGCUCGUCGCGAUCGGUUUGACCUACCCCUACCAAGUCGUGCGUUCUCGGAUCCAAUACCAAUCCCUCCUCGUGUCCCGCAUCGAACCCUACAAAUCCAUCCCCGAUUGCAUCCGGAGGACCUACCUCGAAAGUGGGUGGAAAGGGUUUUACAAAGGCUUGGGGACGAACGCGGUGAGGAUCUUGCCCGGGACCUGUGUGACUUUUGUGGUAUAUGAGCAGUUGAGUAGGAGUCUGGAGAGGAGGGCUAGGAGGGACAGGGACGGGAGAGGGAGAGGGAAGGAAGGAGAGGUGGACGUACGGACACAGAAUUGA
Microbotryum saponariae is the source of this 1562-nucleotide messenger RNA. Lineage: Eukaryota; Fungi; Basidiomycota; Microbotryomycetes; Microbotryales; Microbotryaceae. The record is from the annotation of a GenBank genome assembly.